Messenger RNA from Humulus lupulus (European hop), 1557 nucleotides. RefSeq lists its product as uncharacterized. The transcript has 2 exons. The record is from RefSeq and is a predicted model, not a curated record. Lineage: Eukaryota; Viridiplantae; Streptophyta; Magnoliopsida; Rosales; Cannabaceae. The coding region runs from base 350 to 1393 and encodes 347 amino acids.
UAGUGGGUCGAUAGGGGUACGAUAGUGUUUGUGUUUUCUCAUAACUUCAGGUUGAAGAUGACUGUACGAUAGGGGUACGAUAGUGGUUCGACGUUGGUACGAUAGUUUGUGUUUUCUGAUAACUUGAGGUUGAGGGUGAAGGUACGAUAGGGUACGAUAUUGGGUACGAUGUGUGCCCGAUAGUGGGAACAAAUUGUUGUGUUGUUAUAUUCCGAUGGUGUACGAUGUGUGGUACGAUGGUGCACGAUAAUGUUAUAGUUCCAGUUUUUAAUUUUUUUUCAUUGGUGUCCGAUAUGGUGCGAUAGUGUCCAAUAGUUGCUCGAUAGUAGAUUGCAGAAUAUAAAAUUUGAUGUUUUUUUUUGUUAUUCUAUUUAAUUGGGUAUUUAUUUGUUUUAUGCAGAACUUAAGACCUCCACAACUGAUAGUUCCAGUAGAGGAACAUUUUACGGGACGUAUCACUUGGCGCGGCAGUUGGUACUUUCCAAAGAUUAAAGCAAAAUUUAUACAGUGUGGUUUAUUGGAUAGGGUGAAGGAAUCCCCUUUCAAACAGUUCUUCAUGGCGGAACCAUUAAAUUUUUCUAGUGCCUUAGUCCAUCAGCUGUUGUUGCACAAAUUCAGAGGGGAGAAGACUGACGAAGUCCAGUUUUAUAUUGGGAAAAAACGAUGUAGAUUUAGCCAAUUGGAGUUCGCUUUAGUUACUGGUUUAAAUUUUGAGGUCGGACCGUCUGAAGCUGAGAUUAAAGCGAAGACCACUUCGGAUCGGUUGAUUCUUGAGUACUUCAAUGGUCAUUCCCCAGUGAGCAUAGGGAAACUGCGCAGAACUUUUGAGAGUUGUCAAAUAGUUGAUGAUGUGUACAAGAUGGGUUUGUGUUUAUUAGUAGAGGGUGUUUUGAAAGGUCGUGAGGAGAAGUUGAUGGUUUGGACUGACAUGCUGAAGAUGGUAGAUGACGUUGACUUCUUUUUCCAGUACCCGUGGAGGAAGAUAUCAUACCAGAAGUUGUUACAAACUUGUCAAAAAGACUUUGUAGAAAUGAAGAAGCAUUUACAGAAGAAGAUUGAGAAAGGAAAGACUCAGAAGGAGGCCAAGUACUCUAUUUAUGGGUAUGCUGCAGCAUUGCAGUAUUGGGCUUUUGAGUCCAUCAUUGAGUUGGGUCAGGAUUAUGCUGUGAGAUUGGGCCAAGGCAUUCCAAGAAUGAUCAACUGGCAGAGCAAGGAGAAAGUAGAGAUACACAAAGAGCAACUUAUUAAAUUGUUUGCCAAAAAGUUGACAGUAUACCCCUACCUGUGUGCCCGACCUGCUGAAAAACAAUAUGUGAGGUCCCUUACAGACAAUGAAGCCCCAUUGUAUGUGGACAUGGGGUUAGAGGAACUAGAGGUGGGUGCCGAUGGAUAGCCUACACAGGAAGCCUUACAGAGCCAGGCUGAAAAGCUUGCUGAAAAGUUAGCUGAGCAAGCAGAAGCAGCAAAUAUUUUUAAGGAGGUUUCACCACCUCCAGCACCUGAGGCACCUGAGGUUCCCCCAUCAGCACCUCAUGCCAGCACCUCCUCCCAAGCUGA